GCGUGCAAAGGCGCCAAGAGGGACGGAAACCACAAAUAAAUAGCGGCGGCGGCAGCGCGUCAUCUGGCGGAGCAGGAAGUGCAAGCAGAGUCCAGAGGCUGGUGCUUGCUGCGCGUCCCCAGGACUUUGCCAUGGGCUGGGGGCCGCGGCGGCUGGGAGCGACCGGGCGAGGGCAGCGCAGGCUGCGUCCGCACCGGGGCUGAGCGAGCAGCGACGUGCGGGGCCGCGGAGAUGGCAGCGUCCAGCAACUCCAGCCUGUCCGGCUCCUCCGUGUCCUCCGAUGCUGAAGAAUACCAGCCUCCAAUAUGGAAAUCGUACCUGUAUCAGUUACAGCAAGAGGCCCCUCGUCCCAAGAGGAUCAUUUGUCCGGGGGAGGUGGAAAACAGACCAAAAUAUUAUGGAAGAGAGUUCCACGGGAUCAUCUCCCGGGAGCAGGCUGACGCGCUCCUGGGCGGCGUGGAGGGCGCCUACAUCCUGAGAGAGAGCCAGCGCCAGCCGGGAUGCUACACGCUGGCCCUGAGGUUUGGAAACCAGACCUUAAACUACAGGCUCUUCUACGAUGGGAAACACUUCGUGGGCGAGAAGAGGUUCGAGUCGAUUCACGACCUCGUCACAGAUGGCUUGAUCACUCUGUACAUAGAAACGAAAGCCUCUGAGUACAUUUCCAAAAUGACCACAAACCCCAUCUACGAACACAUCGGCUAUGCCACUCUGCUCAGAGAAAAGGUGUCCAGGAGGCUGAGCAGGUCUAAAAACGAGUCAAGGAAGACAAGCGUCACGAGCGAAGAACAUACCACAGUUGAAAAGAUCUCUUCCCUGGUCAGGAGGGCCGCCCUCACGCACAACGACAACCACUGCAACUAUGAGAAGACGCACAACUUCAAGGUGCACACAUUCCGAGGCCCGCACUGGUGUGAAUACUGUGCCAACUUCAUGUGGGGACUCAUCGCCCAGGGGGUCCGGUGCUCAGACUGCGGGUUGAACGUACACAAACAGUGUUCCAAGCACGUUCCCAAUGACUGUCAGCCUGAUCUCAAGAGGAUCAAGAAGGUGUACUGCUGUGACCUCACAACCCUGGUGAAGGCUCACAACACGCAGAGGCCCAUGGUGGUGGACAUAUGCAUCCGGGAAAUCGAAGCAAGAGGAUUAAAGUCGGAAGGUCUCUACAGAGUCUCCGGGUUCACCGAACACAUCGAAGAUGUCAAAAUGGCAUUUGAUAGAGAUGGUGAAAAGGUAGACAUAUCGGCCAACAUCUAUCCAGACAUAAACAUCAUCACUGGAGCCCUUAAACUGUAUUUCAGAGACUUACCCAUUCCCGUCAUCACUUAUGAUACCUAUUCCAAAUUUAUAGAAGCAGCAAAAAUCUCCAAUGCAGACGAGCGGCUGGAAGCGGUCCAUGAAGUGUUGAUGCUGCUGCCUCCUGCCCACUAUGAGACCCUCCGGUACCUGAUGAUCCACCUCAAGAAGGUGACUAUGAAUGAAAAGGACAAUUUCAUGAACGCCGAGAACCUGGGGAUCGUGUUUGGGCCCACCCUGAUGAGGCCCCCCGAGGACAGCAUGCUCACCACCCUCCACGACAUGCGGUACCAAAAGCUGAUUGUGCAGAUUUUAAUAGAAAACGAAGAUGUGUUGUUUUAAUCCACCAGGGAAAUUAGCUGAAUGGCCCCAGUCCCAUGGAAGGUCACAGGCUAAAUGAAUAAAAACUCUUCUUACACUUGAUUUGUUUUCCAAACAAGUGACAGAAUUUCCUGGAUCGCAGUGGAUGGCCACGUUGGCUACUGUGUCUCAUAGACACUUGCCGCCACCUCUGGGAGAACAGCAAGGGUGAGGGUGAGAGAUGCCCUCCCCUGGGGUCUUUGCUGUGCCUCGUAUAGAUAAGUCUGUUUUGCUGGAAGAGUGAUUAAUAAAUCUUUAACUUAUUAAAAGCCAAUGUAGACCUUUAAACUUCAGUCUUAUCAGUAAUAAAAGGGAACUUCAUUCAUAGAGGUACUUGAUACAGUUAUACAUUUUCCACUCACAAAAAGAAGACAAUUCUAUAUGUUAAAUGUUAAAUGAAACUUAUAUUGUAAAAUGUAUUUUUAUUUUAGCUGCAAGAAUGUUACUUUAUUUUAGCAAAUAGAACUCAAUGCAGUGCAUUGAUUAUUACCCUGUGUACCUUGUCCUGCCUUCUUGCUGUGAUCCCUGGAAAAGUUUACCAUGAAUGCAGUAUUAUCUUGACAUACCUCUGUCCUUAUCAGUGCUUUCCAGUGAAAUUUCACCUGCCAC
Molecule: messenger RNA, 2265 nt
Organism: Molossus molossus (Pallas's mastiff bat)
Lineage: Eukaryota; Metazoa; Chordata; Mammalia; Chiroptera; Molossidae
Gene: CHN2
Product: chimerin 2
Exons: 13
Coding region: 232-1638 (468 amino acids)
Biological process (GO): signal transduction; positive regulation of GTPase activity; regulation of small GTPase mediated signal transduction
Molecular function (GO): GTPase activator activity
Source: RefSeq, a predicted model, not a curated record